Molecule: messenger RNA, 2067 nt
Organism: Trematosphaeria pertusa
Lineage: Eukaryota; Fungi; Ascomycota; Dothideomycetes; Pleosporales; Trematosphaeriaceae
Exons: 6
Coding region: 164-1939 (591 amino acids)
Source: RefSeq, a predicted model, not a curated record
CUAUUAUUGGUGCUCGCUAAUUUGCGGCACGCACGAUACGAGAUACGGCCGAUCGACAUUCAGCUGUCAAGGUGGGCUGCAGCCAUGAGUUACUUAUGGGAUUCUAACCGCUGGAGUGCUGCAGGUCGAAGGGUUCGCGUGUUAGUCCUGAGUAGCGGUCGAGAUGGCCUAUUAUGGUGUAACGAAUACAACGGCAACGCCCCGCUGUACCUACAGCACCGAUCUGUUCAUUGAGAGUGCUAGCGAUAUCUGCGGCCGCUACAUCAAGCCCCUUCAAGUAUGCCCUACGAAGGAUGUUACUCCGGCUGUUCGCCUCGAGGCAGCGAGCCAGGUCUCUCUGUGCAUGCAUUCGAUAUGGGAUCAAGGCUGGGCAAGCAACGGAUUGAAUACGUCGACUCAGAACACGUCCUUCAAUCUGGCGCCAGUUACAGUUGAGAAGGAUCCCGAGUGCGCGUAUCCUGACUUCCUCCCUAUUCUCCAGAAGACGUGCGCAUUCGAUCUGGACCAUUUUGACGACACCUGCAACGCGACGACCAGCGGACUCUCAGAGCGCUUCGACUACACGGCGUGCCAGCAGCAUGCGGCAAUCCAAUACGUCCGGUGCACGCUGCAGAAAGACGCCGACGAAGUCGAGAACUGCGUCUCCCGAAACGCUGUUAAAGUCGAUUGGCUCGAUCAACUACAAACCUACACCGGCGCCAAAUCCUGCACACGAAUUAUCCUCUACCUCGUCAUUCAAGUCCUGCAUAACCUACGCCAUAUCAUCGGCUCCCUUCUAAGCGUCCUACUUCUCCCCGUCGUCAUCCGGUCGACGUUCCAAAAAUGGUCUUCUCGCAAGAGAAGCCGCCAAACACCAGGCUUCGAAAUGGCCCACCACGGCGAUCCUACGAAGGGCGAGGCUCACGUAACCGAGCGUGGCGUUAACGUUAACGAUGUACCAGAGGGCACUCCCAUCUCCCCCUGGACUCGCGAAAAGCGUUACACAUUGAAGGCGACCCGCAUGCUCCAAACCAUGGGCCGCGAGCUUCUCACCGCCUACCUUACCUUCCUCGUACUCGACCAGUCCAAAGUCUUCCGCGGUGCCUCCUUCGGCGAAGAAGUGUCUUUCUAUCUAAUCCGCCCGCGGCCCGCUCCCUUCUACGGCAUCCUCGGCUUCUUCGUUCCCUGGAGCCAAAAAGCGCUCGCCGAGCUCGUCGUCGACGGCAUCCUGUCUUUCGGCGCCGGCACAAACGUGGCGUCUCGCUUCUGGCACCUCGUGAACAAGCCGCCUGCGGAUCCCGCAGCGCCGGCUGGCGACCUGAAGACCUUAGCGGUCGGCGCGAUAAUGAUGUGCAUACCCGCAUUCACCGUCCUCGCAAUCACCUUCCUCAUAUCCAUGGGCUAUGCCGCAGUUGCCGACGAUAGCUCCAGCAGCCGCCGCAAGAAGAAGGACGGUGACGGAUGGGCCUGGCUAGUCGCAGGCCUGUGUAUCUGGGCUAUGCAGCUCCUCCUCAUCGGCCUCUUCAUCUGCGCCCUCCCCCUCAUCGCCAUCAUCGAAAUGCUCGCCUCCACCAUAAUAACAAUCCGGAACCAUAUCAAGCGCCGCAAGGACCGCAACAAUAAUCCGACCUUCGCCGACUCGGAAGACAGCAGCUGGACCGGCGUCAUGCAGCGUGCGCGCUCGAAGUGGGAAGAGCCGCUCACGACGGAGAGUCGGCGCUUUCGUGUUAUGUAUGUGCUGUUUGUGUUCGCGAGCUUUAUCAUUAAUGUGGGCAAUUGGGUGUUUUUUGGCAUGUAUUUGACGAUCGAGGGCGAGAUGUUUUGCCCCGCCAAGGUGGACGAGUUGGUCGCCGUGUGGAUUCUAGUGCCGUUGGGGAUCGAUAUGUUUUUCUUUGCGUUUAGGAUGUGGACGGGCGAGAUUGUCUUUUGGGAAGGGACAAGUUACGCGGUUGCUGUGUAGGGGUUGAGUAGGUUCACUUCACUUCUUCCCAAGAGCUCGACAAGAUUACUUCUUCCACUCUCACCGACGAGCUGCGGUUCACCGGCGGAACGGGGGAUGAAAGGCGUCCGGGCGAGAGCCAAUACAAG